CUAGAUCUUCCAUCUGAAACUGACAGACUUUCCUGGAACUUUCUGAGACUCAGAACUUUUAUUGUUUUGACUUCUGGACAUUUUUGGUUUGAGAAGUUCUCUGAAAAUAGAUUCCUGAUGGUAACUCUCUGGUUAGAUCUUUGUUCCUCUGAGGACCAGGAAUGUUCUGGAUCUUCUCAUGUCCACGCUGUCCAACUUUUUUUUUCUUCUCCUGCAGAUCUGCAGAACAUCACAGCUGAACCUGGACAGGAUGUCACUCUGAGAUGUAAAGAUCUUCAGAUCGGGAAAAUCGCACUUCUACUGUGGAGCAAAGAUGAUCUUGAGGAGAUGAAUAUGUUUGUGAUUAGAAAUGGACGACCACUUCCAGCAGAUCAGCAUAAAUCUUUCAGGAACCGAGUGUUUCUGAAGAACAGUCAGAUGAAGGAUGGAGAUCUGUCUGUGGUUCUGAAGAACGUGACGGUCGAUGACACUGGAACAUACGAGUGUAGAGUCAGACUAGAGAAUGAUCCACAGAGAAACAGGAAGCUGAUCUCCACCAUCAACCUGUCAGUGAUUCCUCCAGGAGAUAAAGGAGAAGAUGAAGAUGGAGUCGGUCGUGGUCUUCUGGGUCUGAUGGUUCUGCCAGUUCUGGUUGUGGUUCUGGUUGUGGUUCUGUGGAUCUGCAGGAAGAAGUCCAGAGGUUUUCCUGCAGAAUCCUCAGACAAACCCACAGAGGAUCUGUGAGGUUAACCCUUUACAGCAGCUGACCUCUGAUGACCCCUUCUUUCAACGACUGAUGCUCUCAGUUCAUGUGGUUCCAGUGAGAACUGAAGAGGAACCAAGAGAACACUGGAAUGACACGAACUCCAGAACCUGUUCCACAUGUACAAUCACUGAGAGCUGCAGCUCUGCAGGUCAACAGUCAGGAGGAAGAAACCAGACGAUUGGAUCAACAGGAGAAGAUCUGAGGAUCAGGAAGGAUCACAGACUCUGGAAGUUUCUUCUUUAAACCAAAGUCAGUAUUUUAGGAUUUAGAUGAAGAUGAACAAUCAUGUUCUACUGUAGCGAGAAACCUUCAAGCCUUAAUGCAGGAGGCCAGAUCCAGGUCAAAGGUCACAGAGGGAAGAACAUCGACUGUAUGUGAGAACUGGAUUGAGUGACAUCCAUAGAGAAUGUUUUUUUCCGUUUCCAACCAGAUGAAGUCAACUCAGCCGCCAUUUUUUUUUUUUGCUACCUGGACACCGCCAUGUUGGAGCCAGUCAUCGUCAGUGAUUGGUCAGUCGGUCUGUGUGUGUUUCUAUGGUAACCACUCUCUCCAAUCAGCAAUGUGGCUGUUGGGAAGGCCACACCCCUUCCAGUUGAAAUCUGUCAAACGUUUUGAGCCUUUGCAGGCUCCGCCUACUUUUCCUGAGGCCUCUGAUUGGUCCGUUUAGAACUUAAAGUAUCCUGUCAGACGUUCUAAAGGAAUCUGAUCCAGAAUGUUUAUUCUGACCAAUAGAACGACAGGAACAGCUGAUUGUUUCUAUAGAAGUCUGUGGGGGUACUUCCUGUUUGGAACGCCAGGGGGUGGAGUCACUCAGUCCAGUUCUCUAGAUACAGUCAAUGGUUGAAACCAAAAAAGAUCAAAGCACCUGGAAGGUUCCGCCUUUAUGCUUUUAUUUUGAAAUUAUUUAUUUUUUUUACAUCAUUUUGAGUGUGUUACAUGUUAUUGAAAUUCCUCAAGUGUUCUUCGUCAUCAUUCAUGUUGGGGGAGGGGCUUCAUGGGGUCAUCUGAGGUCAAAUCAGGGUCAACGUUCAAGUCAAACCUCCAUUUAAAGCUGAUACUUCACUGUCUCUACUGGCAGCUCAGAUUCAGAGAGGGGGCGGGGCUACAGGACAUGAUUGACAUGUGGUGACAGAGGUCAUGAUGAUGUCACUUCCUCUGCAGAACCGCGUCUGCUGGCGUGGUCCUGCAGAGGAACAGAACAGAAACCAGACUGAAAGUGACCCUCAUUUGACCCCGUAGUGUUCCUGUACCGUGACCUUCUGGAGGUCAGCAGACGUUCCUGCUGCUGGAGGAGAAAUGUUCUGAUCCAUAAACUGCUCUGAUUCCAAUAAAAACCUGUCUGAAGGAA
Oryzias melastigma (Indian medaka) is the source of this 2093-nucleotide messenger RNA. RefSeq lists its product as uncharacterized. The coding region runs from base 118 to 723 and encodes 201 amino acids. The record is from RefSeq and is a predicted model, not a curated record. NCBI's taxonomy places the organism in Eukaryota, Metazoa, Chordata, Actinopteri, Beloniformes, Adrianichthyidae. The transcript has 2 exons. Gene Ontology annotation, cellular component: membrane.